AUGCUCACUUUCAUCUACCUCGCCUAUUCCAUGAUGACUUUGCUGUACGAAACAGUGCCCAAUUUUGAAGACACAUGGAUCGAAUGUCUCGGAGAUCUCGGUCGAUACCGUAUGGCUAUCGAAGAUGAGGACAUACGUGACCGAGAGAUCUGGACAGAUGUGUCGCGGUACUGGUAUUCGAAGGCAAGCGACAAGGCGCCCACCACAGGAAGACUGCAUCAUCACCUGGCAAUUCUUGCACGGCCGGAUGCGGUCAAGCAGCUGUUCUAUUACACCAAGAGUCUGUGUGUUGCGAUACCAUUCAAAUCCGCCAGAGACAGCAUUCUCACCCUGUUCAACCCGAUCAUCAACGGAACCCAGACUCGGCUUCAAGCCAUCGACCUCAGCUUCGUGAAGGCCCAUGGUAUCCUUUUCAUUACAAGCAACACAGGCGAGAAAGACAAAGCUUUCCCAAAUAACCGUGACGAACUCAUGGUCGAAUACGAAAGGGCAAAGAAUGAGUUUCUCUCACAUCUGGAUAACCACAUUGCGCGAACUACCAGGAGCUGGAUGGAGCCUGGCGCGUUGAUUGCUAUCUCAAAUUGCAAUUCUCUACUGGAGUACGGCAAAACUGAGGCAAACACCAAUGGCGAUCCCAGUGUUUUGAUGACUGCCAUUCUACCAAAGUCAGACAGCGACACCUUCAUGGGAGAUUCAACCGAUGACAAGCUAGUACCAUCCAAAGUCUUCAGGGAGGCCUCUGAUCUUGCCAAGCAGUGUGACGCAAUCAUCUCUCGCCGCUACGGUGACCCGAACGUUCUGCCUUAUCUCAAUGUCCGCUUGUCUUUCAUGAGGUUCAUAUGUGGCAACGAAACCGCUAUAAGGCAUCUGAAAGACCGUUUUCCUUGGAAAUUGGUGGCUCUGAUGCUUAACUCUUUGUCAAUACAGUGCCAGAAUCAUGAGCGAGUUGAGUCUGAAGCAUUCCCUCGGUCAGACGACCGACCUUUGCCUGAAGAUUGGCACCUCCGAGGGCUCCUCUGGGCUGACAAACUGUUCCCGCCUGACUGGUUCAACAAUGACAAGAUCGACGACGACGAGAGAACAUUCGAGCUGCCUUCCACGACCGAGAACAGGAAAGAGCGUGUCCUCUGGCUGGGCUAUCAACUCGCCGUUCCUGGCAAGUGGCUCAGGUAUGACAAACAAAGCAAGCAGUUCACUGUCACACCCGAGUUCCAGAAGAGUAUCCAGAGCGUGAGGGUGCUAGUCUGA
Molecule: messenger RNA, 1248 nt
Organism: Diaporthe amygdali
Lineage: Eukaryota; Fungi; Ascomycota; Sordariomycetes; Diaporthales; Diaporthaceae
Product: telomerase-binding protein est1a
Exons: 1
Coding region: 1-1248 (415 amino acids)
Biological process (GO): nuclear-transcribed mRNA catabolic process, nonsense-mediated decay
Cellular component (GO): telomerase holoenzyme complex
Molecular function (GO): protein binding; telomerase RNA binding; telomeric repeat DNA binding
Source: RefSeq, a predicted model, not a curated record